GUAAUUUAUAAUAAUUAAAUGGGUAAUGCAAGUACUUGUUGUUCACAUCCUAUAGUACAAAAUAAGGAUACUUUGAUUCCCUUCCAGAAGAAUAUGUUAGUCAAUGAAGACUGUGACGUUCAUGAAUGGGAAGCAGAUGAUUUUGUAAAGAUUGGUCUUUAAAGUCACCCAGUCAAAGAACACAAGCUUUUUGAUUAGCCUUCUGUUAUUAGGAGAAUGGAGAGUGUCGAGGCACCUAAAUUGGGUUAACGAUUGGAUGCAUUUCCUGAGAUUGAAAAUUAAAUAGUCCGGACUGUCCUAAAUCAAUUGCCUACACUUAUAAUACCACAGGAUUUGGAGAGAGGUGAAGAAAAUCCGCCUAUUAAAUUUGACAACGAUUUCAUUUAUCAUGGAGAAUGGAAGGAUAGCCAAAAACAUGGGGUUGGAAAAUUGUUGUGGCCAGAUGGCAGCUAUUAUGAAGGUGGAUUUGUUAAUAAUGAAACAUCUGGGUUUGGAAGAUUAAUUCAUUCUUUUGGAGAUUAUUACGAAGGAAGUUGGAAACACGACUAAGCUAAUGGCUACGGUAAGUACCACAGAUACAGAAAUUAAGCUACCUAUGAAGGGAACUGGGUUAAUGAUAAAUAGUAAGGAUAAGGAAAAGAAACAUGGCAAGAUGGAUCUUCUUAUGAAGGAGAAUAUUUAAAUGGAAAAAAAUAAGGAAGAGGAAUGUUUAAAUGGGGCAAUGGCAAUAUGUAUUUAGGAGACUUCAAAAAUAAUAAAAUGGAUGGACAUGGAGUUUAUUAUUGGAAGAGUGGUAAGGUAUAUGAUGGUGAAUGGAAAGAAAAUAGAAUGGAUGGAGAAGGAUCAUUCAAUUGGCCAGAUGGUAGAAAAUACAAAGGAGGAUAUAAGAAUGAUCUUAAGGAAGGUUACGGAAUAUUUGAAUGGUCUGAUGGGCGUUAUUACAAAGGAGAAUGGAAACAAGGCAAAUAGCAUGGUAAGGGAGUUCUCAGGAUGGAUUAAUCGAAAGAAAUAACUGCUGAAUGGGUCAAUGGCAAAAUGCUCACGGAUAAAUAAAUUGAGUAAUAAGCUACAGGUUCAUGA
Paramecium tetraurelia is the source of this 1080-nucleotide messenger RNA. RefSeq lists its product as uncharacterized. The record is from RefSeq and is a predicted model, not a curated record. The transcript has 3 exons. NCBI's taxonomy places the organism in Eukaryota, Ciliophora, Oligohymenophorea, Peniculida, Parameciidae. Gene Ontology annotation, cellular component: cytosol.